UUUUAGGAGAAUGCUAACUAAAUGUUUUAUUUGUAUUUAAUAGAAAAGCCGAAAUAUCGUAAGUCGAUGUUUAUGGCGCCUACGGUAACCCAUCGUUUGGUAAAAAAUACAUCCUAUGCUGAUGUCGAAUUUUCUGAUGAUGAUGAUGAACCUCAAAUAGUAAAAGGUUUUGGCAUUGGAUGUGCUAGUGGGUCUGGCUUGAAUAAUGGGCGCGCUAUUAAAAAGGUACCACGCAUUUUCAAUAUCCCCAUUUUGCGUGAUAGUGAAAAUGUUCGGGCGCCGGUUUCGAAACCGCCACCUCCACUUAUUGAGCCACGCAGUGGCAGCAUCCUAGCGACAUCACUUAUGCCUGAGAUCGAUUUGACGAAACGCAAACCAAUGUCGUAUUCGGAGGUCCUGCGACAGAACUUACAAAUGCCUGCCAGUGGUGGGCACGUCUUGGGCAGGCGUUCGGCCAGCUCAAUUUCUUCUUCGGGAGGAACAUCAGCUUCUAAUGGUGGGCUGAAUAUAUUGGGAAACAUUCGCUCAAAUAUGUGGGCUACUAAUGCUCGUUCAAUUCUAACACAAGAAAAAGAAACCGAGGAGCAUGAAAAGUACCAGCAGCUACUAGAACAGGUUGUACCGUGUUUGUAUGGUGCAUCAGAGGGUGCAAAUGUACACUCUUUUGCGAAGCCUCCAUUCGGCUUUGAUGCGCCGCAACGUCGAGGCGCCCUGCACGCAAAUAAUAGCAACCAGAAACCAGUAGCCAAUCAACGAAAGUCUCUCGGUUUGCAAAACAGCUUGCCACGCGCAUUGAAAAGACCACCGCUUUCGUCUACCAUCAAUUUGGACGACGACGAUGAUGAAGAGAACAAUGAGGAUGUUACAUUCGUUAGUGUGAAGGACCAGCGUCCUAUACGAAAUGUUCUGCCAACGGUGAUUGUCGACGAUGAUGAAGAUGAGAUAAGUGAAAUAAUUGAUUUGGAUGACGAUGAGCGGCAAGUGGUUUCGGCAUGUACAAAAUUAAAAGAACAAAAUGCAUGCGGCGUUCCUUUGGGCACAAAAGACAAAAAGAAAUGUGUUACACGCCUUCCAUACGUUGAACCAGUCAACACAUUGCAAGAACGUUUCAAUACUUCCCCACAUUUAAAGUCCAAUUGGCUGCAAGCACUACAAUCUAAAUGGACUGAAAAGAAGAAGAAUCGUCUGCAAGAGGUUAAUGACACGGUGAAUGUGGUGGAGAAGCUGACAGCUGAGCGGCGUGCAGCUGAAUUGGAAAUGCAGGAUCGUCUGCGUAAGAUACAAAUUGUCGAUCCAGAUUUGCUCGUGAUUGAUGAUUUUCCAGUACAAGAAGUCGAAGAAGAGCCUGAAUUUGUUGAACUAACACCUGAAUAUCAAGCGCGAAUAAAGGAGGCAAUUAUAGGGCCACCCGACCAGGUUCUUGUGUCGAAAUUCAAUCUAAACAUUACACGUCGUGAUAUACACACGCUACUUGGACACAAUUGGCUCAACGAUGAGGUUAUCAAUUUCUAUAUGAAUCUGCUUACCGAGCGUGGUGAUACAAGACAUGAAUCACACGGUUUACCUACUGUCUAUGCAAUGAACACAUUCUUUGUGCCACGCUUACUAUCGGCUGGUCAUAGUGGUGUAAAGCGUUGGACACGCAAGGUGGAUAUAUUUUCCAAAGAUAUAAUUCCCGUACCAGUGCAUGUUGGUGGUGUGCAUUGGUGUAUGGCUAUUAUACAUCUGAAGAAUCGCACCAUUAAAUAUUAUGAUUCAAUGGGCACACCAAAUCCUAGUGUACUGAAAGCACUCGAACAAUAUCUCAAGGAUGAAUCGUUGGAUAAGCGAAAGCAAUCAUUCGACACUAGCGGAUUUGAAGUCGAGUCUGUACGUGAAGUACCACGACAGAUGAAUGGCAGUGAUUGUGGAGUAUUCAGUUGUAUGUUUGCCGAGUAUAUAACACGGAAUCGGGAGAUAACAUUUACCCAACAGCAUAUGGAAUACUUCCGUCACAAAAUGAUAUUGGAAAUUGUGCGUGGCGAUUUGUUACAGUAAAAGGAACAAUAAAGUCUAAUAUAAAUGUAUUUGAUCAUGAUUGGUAAAAGAAGUAUAUUAAAAAUCAGGUGUUUGUGGUGGAUAGACAGGAAGAGAAAUACAAAAUUUCAUAGAUGUUUAAAUGAAACCAGAAAUGGUUAUUGAUUUAUGGUGAGUGCAGAUAUUAAAGGGAGCUGCAAUCACAUGUACCAAUUACCAAUUCGUGGCCAAUGCGCACAUCCCAAAUUCAACGCUAUUAAUCUAAAGCUUUAUUGAUGUUGAAUAAUGCGCAUAUUCUUUUCAGUGUAGUUCUUUCAGUUAAAUAAUAGAGAACAAGGGCAGUCUAUAUUAAACAGAAUUUUGGCGCAAUAGUACAUUACUACAAAUGAUUAAAUGCCUAGUUUAAAAUUUGCAUAAAUACAAUAUGUAACCUAAACAAAUAUAAAUUAUAAUAUAAUGCUCUUUUUAAGUUACUGUGGAUACAUUUGUAUUUUUAACUUUCUAAUUUAUGUAUCGUGUGUCUUACUUUAAAUAUUGUGAAUUUGCUAAAAUCAUUUACGUUGUAUGUUGCUUGGCAAUUUUAAAUUGGGCACCUUCUCAUCUUUAAAUUGGAUAUCAAAAAAAAAAAAAAUCAAGAAACUAAAAGGGCAGUGCUUGGGUUCUACAUUAAUUUCACCUGCAACCAAACUACUAUAUAAUUAAUUUAUCUGUCUAUAAUAAGCCGUCUGCAGUUAUAAUGUAGCAUUUCUGAAUUACUUACGUACAUAUAGUUUUUAAAAUGAAUUUGUAUGUCACUGAUAAAAAGAGAAUAAAUAGUAUACAAAAAAGUAA
Messenger RNA from Rhagoletis zephyria (snowberry fruit fly), 2847 nucleotides. RefSeq lists its product as uncharacterized. Lineage: Eukaryota; Metazoa; Arthropoda; Insecta; Diptera; Tephritidae. Gene Ontology annotation, molecular function: deSUMOylase activity. Gene Ontology annotation, biological process: proteolysis; protein desumoylation. The record is from RefSeq and is a predicted model, not a curated record. Gene Ontology annotation, cellular component: nucleus.